Lynx canadensis (Canada lynx) is the source of this 5797-nucleotide messenger RNA. RefSeq names its product adenosine deaminase RNA specific (gene ADAR). Gene Ontology annotation, molecular function: tRNA-specific adenosine deaminase activity; double-stranded RNA adenosine deaminase activity; double-stranded RNA binding. Gene Ontology annotation, biological process: RNA processing; adenosine to inosine editing. Bases 111 to 3626 code for a protein of 1171 amino acids. The transcript is spliced from 15 exons. Gene Ontology annotation, cellular component: cytoplasm; nucleolus. NCBI's taxonomy places the organism in Eukaryota, Metazoa, Chordata, Mammalia, Carnivora, Felidae. The record is from RefSeq and is a predicted model, not a curated record.
GGGCGAGUGCGUCUGCCCGGAGGAGGGUGGGGGGCCGGCCCACCUGGGGAGGGGAGCGCCCGGAGGGGGAGGGUCGCCAGCGCCGCUCCAGGUCAUGCGUCGGGGGCGCCAUGGACCCCAGGCAGGGGUUCUCCCUCCACAGGCACCCAGUUCGAGGCUGUGAGCCCAGCAAGCUUAGACACCAGCAGCCAGGGCCAAGAUCUUACCCGAAUAGUUUCCAGCUCCAGCAAAUAGAGUUUCUCAGGGGGCGGCUCCCUGCCGUGCCCCUCACUGGAAAGCAGACCCCUUCGCUGCCACCGUUCGCCCCUGCACUCUGGCCGCGGUUUCCAGGACCACCUGCCCGUAGCAGGGGACUGGAGACCUGGGGUCUCCCCGGGGGCGUGCCUCCCAGAAGUCAGGUGCUCCAGAGAGGGUCCUGGUGUCCUGCCCCACGUGGCAGGGCUUUGCCGAGGAGAGGCGUCGACAGGCUCUCCUCACGUUUCCAGGACCUAGGUAUCAGCCAGGGCCAGGAACGGACGGUCUUAGAGCUUUUGCGGGAGCUGGGGGAAGGGAAGGCGGCCACAGCACAUGAUCUGGCUGGGAAGCUCGGAGUCCCAAAGAAGGAAGUCAAUCGAGUCUUAUAUUCCCUGGCAAAGAAGGGUAAGCUCCAUCAGGAGGCGGGAACGCCCCCCUUGUGGAGAAUCGCCCCCGCGGUUCAGGCCUGGAACCCGCGUAGCCAAGUAGCCCGCGCAGACCGUGCUGGCCGGGACGCUGGGAACUCGGACCCGGCUUUGGACCCCGAAGACCGGAGCUCCGAGUCUGAGUCGGAAGCCGCUCCUGAGCCUUCGGACAUGGCUGAGAUCAAAGAGAAGAUCUGCAGCUACCUGUUCAACGUGUGCAACGCCUCUGCCCUGAACUUGGCCAAAAACAUCGGCCUCAGCAAGGCCCGAGACGUCAGUGCCGUGCUGAUCGACUUGGAACGGCAGGGGGACGUGUGCCGGCAGGGGACGACCCCCCCGGUGUGGUACCUGACUGACAGGAAGCGCGAGCGGAUGCAGGUAAAGAGAGACCCGGACGGCGCGCCCGAGGCCGGUCCGGCUGCCGUCCCCGAGGCCCAGGGAGACGUGGCGCUCCCGCCCCGCGACGCGGCCGUGCCCCGUGCCGCGGACGACGCGGCGGCCACAGAAGGCGCGGAGAACGGCCGGGAACCUGCCGCAAAGCCGGAGGGCGGGCGGGAGGCCGCGCCGGAGCCGGCCAGGCCGGAGCCGCCCGCUCAGGACAACGGCCCCUCGAAGACAGGGUACGUGGACUUUGAAAACGGCCAGUGGGCCACGGACGACAUCCCGGAUGACUUGAACAGCAUCCGCGCAGCCCCAGGUGAGUUUCGAGCCAUCAUGGAGAUGCCCUCCUUCUACAGUCACGGCUGGCCGCGGUGCUCGCCCUACAAGAAGCUGGCGGAGUGCCAGCUGAAGAACCCCGUCAGCGGGCUGCUGGAGUACGCCCAGUUCGCCGCGCAGCCCUGUGAGUUCCACCUGCUGGAGCAGAGCGGGCCGCCGCACGAGCCCCGAUUUAAAUUCCAAGUCAUCAUUGGUGGCCGAGAGUUUCCCCCAGCAGAAGCUGGCAGCAAGAAGGUGGCCAAGCAGGACGCAGCCCUCAAAGCCAUGACCAUCCUGCUCGAGGAGGCUAAAGCCCGGGACAGCGGGCGGGCAGAGGAGCCCUACGACUGCUCCGUAGAGAAGGGGCCGGAGAAGACCACGGAGUCCCAGCCCAGCGCCACGUCGGCAACGCCCUUCUUCUCCGGGAAGAACCCCGUCACGACCUUGCUAGAGUGCGUGCACAAGCUGGGGAGCUCCUGUGAAUUCCGCCUCCUGUCCAGAGAAGGCCCUGCCCACGACCCCAAGUUCCAGUACUGCGUCGCUAUGGGAGCCCACACCUUCCCCACCGCGAGUGCCCCCAGCAAGAAGGCGGCGAAGCAGAUGGCCGCAGAGGAGGCCAUGAAGGCCCUGCACGGGGAGGCCACCAGCUCGGCGCCUUCCGACACACAGCCCGGAGGCGCCAGCGUGGAAUCGUUUGAGAACCUGGAGUCCGGGAUGCCCAGCAAGGUCAGGAGGGUGGGCGAGCUCGUCAGAUACCUGAACACCAACCCCGUGGGCGGCCUGCUGGAGUACGCCCGCUCCCACGGCUUCGCCGCCGAGUUCAAGCUGGUCGACCAGUCCGGCCCCCCGCACGAGCCCAAGUUCGUGUACCAGGCCAAAGUCGGGGGUCGCUGGUUCCCGGCCGUGUGCGCCCACAGCAAGAAGCAAGGCAAGCAGGAGGCGGCCGACGCGGCGCUCCGCGUCCUGAUUGGGGAGGACGAGAAGGCCGAGCGCAUGGGUUUCACAGAGGUAACCCCAGUGACAGGGGCCACUCUCAGAAGAACUAUGCUCCUCCUCUCGAGGUCCCCAGAAGCACAGCCAAAGACACUCCCCCUGACGGGCAGCACCUUCCACGACCAGAUAGCCAUGCUCAGCCACCGCUGUUUCAACGCCCUCACCAACAGCUUCCAGCCCUCCCUGCUCGGCCGUAAGAUCCUGGCCGCCGUCAUCAUGAAGAAGGCCUCGGACGACCUGGGGGUCGUGGUCAGCUUGGGGACAGGGAACCGCUGCGUGAAGGGCGACUCUCUCAGCCUGAAGGGGGAGACGGUCAACGACUGCCACGCGGAGAUCAUCUCCCGGCGAGGCUUCAUCAGGUUCCUCUACAGCGAGCUGAUGAAGUACAACCCGCAGACCGCGAAGGACAGCAUCUUCGAGCCCGCGAAGGGAGGCGAGAAGCUCCAGAUCAAGAAGACUGUGUCCUUCCACCUGUACAUCAGCACGGCCCCGUGUGGGGACGGCGCCCUCUUCGACAAGUCCUGCAGCGACCGUGCCGUGGAGAGCACCGAGUCCCGCCACUACCCCGUCUUCGAGAACCCCAAACAGGGCAAGCUGCGCACCAAGGUGGAGAACGGGGAAGGCACCAUCCCAGUGGAAUCCAGUGACAUCGUGCCUACGUGGGACGGCAUUCGGCUGGGGGAGCGACUCCGAACCAUGUCCUGCAGUGACAAGAUCCUGCGCUGGAACGUGCUGGGCCUGCAGGGGGCGCUGCUGACGCACUUCCUGCAGCCUGUGUACCUCAAGUCUGUCACCCUGGGUUACCUGUUCAGCCAAGGGCAUCUGACUCGGGCCAUCUGCUGCCGUGUGACCAGGGACGGGAGUGCCUUCGAGGACGGACUGCGGCCCCCCUUUAUCGUCAACCACCCCAAGGUUGGCCGCGUCAGCGUGUACGACUCCAAGAGGCAAUCUGGGAAGACGAAGGAGACCAGCGUCAACUGGUGCCUGGCUGACGGCUACGACCUGGAGAUCCUGGAUGGGACCAGAGGCACCGUGGAUGGGCCGCGGAACGAGCUGUCCCGGGUCUCCAAAAAGAACAUUUUCCUCCUGUUUAAGAAGCUGUGCUCCUUCCGGUACCGCAGGGACCUGCUCAGACUCUCCUACGGGGAGGCCAAGAAGGCGGCCCGCGACUAUGAGGUGGCCAAGAACUACUUCAAGAAGGGUCUGAGGGACAUGGGUUACGGGAACUGGGUCAGCAAGCCCCAGGAGGAGAAGAACUUUUACCUCUGCCCCGUGUAGCGGGCCGGGCGCCGCAGGGUGGGCGCGAGGCGGGCUGUGCUGUCCUGUGGGGGUGGGGGUGGGGGCAUGCUGGGGACACCGGGAACUGGGUUCCUGCGUGCCCGGCCUCUGGGGGGGGUGCCCACCCCUGCCCUGCCUGCGGGGGCGGGGGGAGGCGCGCCUUCUCUUCCCGCCACGCAAGCACGAGGGUCCUCGCCCACGACCCGCCCAGCCCCACUUGGCUCCCGCUGCCCCUCCCUGUGUUUGCCAUCGACCUCUUGCCAUCUUGGCCGGGGCCCCGUCAGCUCUGAGUCCUGGCAGGGCUGGGGGCUUCAGCGGCAGACUCUGUCCGCCCCUCCCACCCCCUCCCCGCCGGCUCCCCGCGGCCCUUUUGCGAUCCCCUCCUUCUGAUCACGGAGUUUCUCCUUUUCUCCCAGAGGGUGAGAGGCGAACUUAAGCGGGCGAGACAUCUAGGAGUCCGUCAGUCCCGGGGCCGUGGGGUCAGCGACCUUCGGGCCUUGCACUUUAGCCGGCACAGGGGGCGGGGCGGCCGGGAGGGCUGGCGCAGCCUGGGGGUCCCCCGGCGAUAGCAGAGGGCCCUGUGGGGCGACGCCGACCACCCAGGGGCACAGACCCGCCUCGCCAAACCGCCAGGCUGCAGCUGUCCUCCUGAAGCAUUCCUAGGGAUUUGUCCUGCCAGCAGGGGACAGCAGGGCCACAGACCCCAACCCACUGGUGGCAGAAGUCCUCCGAAACAGGUCCUCCCCGCUCAGAUAAUCAGGACUUAGAACAAGGGCACAAUGUCGCGUUGGGUCAGAUCACUGUACCGCCCGCGUGUUUCUCGUGACCGUGACGCCAGUGAAACUUGACAAAGUCGUGGGUAAAUUAAGAGUUUUUAAAAAUGUCAUAAAUGUUGAUUCUUAACUGCUACAGAUAACCUGUAAUUGCACAGAUUUAAAAGUCAGACUUAAUUUUCCAUUUAUCCAAGUGCUUUUGUCUGCGAGGUAGCUUCAGGAGGGCCGGUCACAGGCCUGAGGUCUCCUUGCCCGUCAAGGAACCUUUAGAGGCUGACACUCCGACAGCAGUCGUAGAUGAAACAGCAGCUCGUCCUAAAGCCCCGUGAGGUGGGACCCCGUCCGCACCUCCAGCCAGCGUUGACUCCCGUGGUCCCAGCCUUCCGUCCCCCCGGAGUCCGGCUCUGGGCCCGAGUCAGCCGGACGCGCUCCAGACCUGUGCCCGGGCCCUGCCCCUCCAGACCCGAGCCCGCCUCCGGGUGGUGGCCGUGUGUGUCCGAGAACGCUCCACGCCAGCGCCCCGAGGAGCCUGUCCCCCGCCCCCCGCACCCCCACACUACUGCCGAGGCGGCCCCGUCUGCCCCCACCUCUUCAGCGGUAGAUACGCCCCCCUUCACACUUCUGUUCCUGUGGCUACUGUUUCUUCUGUGCUUUUGACCAAAAACUGACCAAAAUAAAAAAAAAACCCAAGUUUUUAAAGCAUACUGAAGAUGUGUUUGUGGAACAGCCAAGCGUCCCGAGGAACCGGUAGGGAACCGGUGCCCGUCCCCGGGCGGAGGCGCCUCAGAACCUGCGGGCCCCGCUCCACCUUGGGUGUUAGGACCCCGGCUCGGACCCGGCUGCCUCCUCUUUAACUGGCAGCGCGCGGCCCUCAGAACCCCAGCCCCGCGCCCCGAGGUCAGAGGAGCCGUCGCAAACUUGUCGCCUUCGGUUUCUGCUGUAGGAAGAGGUUUCUGCCGGAGAUGCUGCUGUGCGGGGACGUGCCCGCCCCCCCCCCCCACCGCGCCCCUGCACCCCCGCCCGCCCCCGCAGGGCUGGACGGGGCAGAGCUCCCUCCUGCCCUGCUCUACUUUCUUGUCCGGUGUUUGUUUUUAGUAACCAGGACGCCCUCUUCCUUUUUUUUUAAAUGAUCUUUGUAGUUGGUUCGUCCGGACCAUGGCUGUCGUGCCCCCUCCGGUUAUCGCUUGUGAAACGUGUCACCGCUGAAGCUAUUUCCUGUACUCACGUGGAGAGGCUCUGUGGGUUUGGGUCCUGGUGUGACCCCAGGCGCUGGGUGGGAAGAGCCCAAGCUCAGGCUUGGUGUGGCCGUGGCUGCGGUUCUGCUCUUAUGUGUCCCUCGGUAACAGUGACUCACGUUAUACAUUCCUCAGAAAUAAAAAAGGAGACUCUGAAUUGUUA